Syngnathoides biaculeatus (alligator pipefish) is the source of this 4020-nucleotide messenger RNA. RefSeq names its product SH3 and cysteine-rich domain-containing protein 2-like. NCBI's taxonomy places the organism in Eukaryota, Metazoa, Chordata, Actinopteri, Syngnathiformes, Syngnathidae. The record is from RefSeq and is a predicted model, not a curated record. Gene Ontology annotation, molecular function: protein binding. Gene Ontology annotation, biological process: positive regulation of voltage-gated calcium channel activity; positive regulation of protein localization to plasma membrane; skeletal muscle contraction. The transcript has 11 exons. Gene Ontology annotation, cellular component: extrinsic component of cytoplasmic side of plasma membrane. Bases 908 to 2137 code for a protein of 409 amino acids.
GUGCCUUCUGUUGACUUAAUUGUUCCUUUUUUGCAUUAAAUGGAAAAAAAUAUGUGCGCAGCAAAGCAUAAUUAGAUGAGGGGGAAACGUCGCUUAAGAUUCAUAAACAUUAUUAGAAACGGUGGGGAAAAAAAAGUCUCCUAAGUAAUAAAUAAUGUAGAAAACAGACGAGAGACUAUGGCAUACCCGCGUGAUAUAUCAUGAAAGACGUUUGCCGUACUUGCACUUUUCCAAUGAAAAAAAUGUAUUUUCCUACUGUCACUCCAGGCAAAUUUUUGACAUUCAUUGAGCGCAGACUGUAAAUACGUGCGGACUGAGUAGCGAGCCGUGCGGAACAUGACCAGUUUUAUAUGUAGAAUAUAAUGUCAAAAGUCAAUAGCCCCACGGUAGAGCCUUGUGGAACACCACUAAUAUCUAUCCAUGCGGAGGGGGGGGGGUCAUUGUCUUACGACUGAGUUGUGUCCUUUGGCAGGUGAGUUUUUAUGUAAAUAAAAGAUUAAUGUUUCCUAAAUGUAUCCCUCCCCAUGAACGAUAAUAGCAAAGUACCGCCCACAACCGUGAGCUCAGCCAAUCUCGGCUCUCUUCAUUGGUUUGGCACAUGCGACCAAUCAGGAAACGGGCGACUGUGACGUCAUUGUGCAAUCAAAGUUGCCGUGGAGCGCGUGAGGAGUGCGACGUAGUUUUGGAGUCAAGAGUGGAGCUGGAAAGUAGCAUCGCGGUGCACGGGAGGCAACUAAGCCGGGCGGCGACCGCGCCAGCAUCCCGGGACCGCCAAGUGGGCUUAAAAGACGCCGAACCGCGACGACUUCUCGCCAUGUGCACGUCGUCGCUCGCCUGAUUUCUUGGCCGCUUUUUCUUUCUCUCCGUCGACGUCGGAACAACCGAGCGGUGCCGAGUUCAAGUCGUCAUGACGGAAAUCAGCGACAAGGAGAACGAACCGCAGCGGCGGGACCUCCAGAGACCACCGGCCACUGGACCCAGCCAACCGGAGUCCAAGCUGCAGCGUCUGAAGCGUUCGCUGUCCUUCAAGUCCGUGAUGCGCAGCAAGAGCGUGGACAACUUCUUCCAGCGCGGCAACGUCGACCCGCGGCCCCCCUGCAUGCUCAUCAUCCCGCCUACGCCCGCCUUGUCCGAGUCGCCCCUGGCCUACGAGCGCUCGCUCUCGCCGGCCGUCAGCCCCGAGCCGUCGCCCUCGGCGUUGUCGUCGCGCUCGCCCCCCGUCAGUCCCUCGCUGUCCCUGAGCGCCACGGUUCAGCCGUCCCCGGCGGCGCUCAAGACUCACAGUUUCCACGAGCACGUCUUCCGCAGGCCGACCAACUGCGAGCGUUGCAAACACUCGAUCCAAGGCAACUCCAAGCAAGGCCUGCGCUGCAAAGCCUGCAAAAUGGCCGCCCACCUGUGGUGCUCGUCGGAGUUGUCACAGCAGCCCUGCACUGGCAAGACGGGAGCUUUUAAGCGCAACUUCAGCUCGCCUCUACUGACCACAGAGCCGCUGGGCGUCGUCAGGGAGACGCCCGAGGUGCACGAAGUCGGCCACGCCGCGGUGGACCCCGUCUACGAAGCGCUGCGUUACGGGACGUCGCUGGCGCAAAUGAGUCGUUGCAGCUUCGGCAGCAUCUCCGAGUCGCCCUGCCACCAGGCUGAAAAACUCCCUGACAAGCUGGAGAAUCAGCCAAUCGCUGAAGAGGAACCCAUUCCAGGAAUGCUCACCCCUCCUGAAAGCGAGAAGGCAGAUUCCGAAGAGCGAGUUAGCCUUAAGACUCCCAGACGUGUGGCGGUCCACUCCAUGCACACCUACGUGGCACUCUACAAGUUCCUGCCUCAGGAGAACAACGAUUUGGAACUACAGCCCGGCGAUCGAGUCAAAGUCACCGAUGACGCCAACGAGGACUGGUGGAAGGGGAAAAGCCGCAACAAGGUGGGCUAUUUCCCGGCCAACUUCGUGCAGCGGGUGCGCCCGGGAGAGCGGGUGUGGAAGGUCACGGCGGGUUUCCACGGCAACCGAGACAAAGGCCAGAUGACGGUGAAGGAGGCCCAGAUCUGCGUGGGCAAGAACGAGGAGACGGACGGCUUCCUCCGGCUGAGCAGUGGCAAGAAGCGAGGCUUGGUGCCGGCGGAACUUUUACUUGAAAUUUGACGUCGGCUGCUUGUGACGUUCAUACGUGUUAUCGGUCAUAAAAUCAAAAACACUCUCGCCCGCGCAACGAACAGCUGACAACAGCUUUGCUUGUUUUGUUUUCCGUCGAGCUCCGUUUCUUGUAGCGCAAAAGUGGGCAAACGGGAAGUCUGGCUACCUCACCGCUGAAUGGGACUUCGCAAGCCUACGGGGAGACUUCGCGUCGCGCACGUUCUGUCCUUUUAUUCUUUAUUUGCACAUAAUAAUAAUUAUCAUGACCAACUAGAAAACAUAUUUGUCCAAUUUCGGAUGCAGUGGAACCCUUAAGCUUCUGCAAUCACGUUCAUGCUAAUCGCUAGCCGUCGUGCAUUUUGAACGAGUUGUGAUUAAAUGUCGCGGGAAUUUUCACAGUUUUUUUUCCCUCUUUGGCUGUCACAAAACGCAAAGAGAAAGCCAAAGAAAUAGCGAAAAGCACUUGCGGUGCUCAUCCCUAUCGAAUUUAGGGGCCGGGCGCAUUUUUUGGAAUUUUGUGAGGGGGCGACGGCGGCAACACAUUUGACGGGAUGGAAAGAACAGGCCGGCCGUGCUUUUCUCGGCCCUGCUUCGGAUGCUCGGCGAGCUGAAGUCUUUCGGCUUUUAGCGGUCGUUUGGUCUCCAAAUUUUGCCUUAAAUUUGCGGCGUUCCACUUGGGCGGAGGUUCUCCCCGCCGCCGAUGUACGCUAACCCGGCGUCUCGUCACACUAAAUUCGACAUUUUCCAAUCUGCCUUACGUACGGCCGAAUGGCGCGCCGACCGCUCGGGCGUGAAAAGCAAUAAGUGUACAUAAAACGCAGUUAGCCUUCUCGUGUCACUCGGAUCGUAGAGCCAUGCAGGAAGCGACUAAUAAGGGCAUUGAUAUCUCACUUUCGGGCAGCGGAGCCUCACCACGGUGCAUCCACAAAGUGGUUUCGUCCACUCGGCCGAUUUGGCCCGUUUGCACGUUCUCCCCGUGCCUGCGUGGGUUUUCUCCGGGUGGGCUCUUUGGUUUCCUCCCACAUCCCCAAAACAUGCAACAUUAAUUGGAUCCUCUAAAUUGCAUUUGUGCUGGCGACCAGUCCGGGGUGUACCCUUCCUCCGGCCCGUUGACAGCUGGGCUCCCCGCGACCCUCGUGAGGAUAAGCGGCUAAGAAAAUGGAUGGAUGGACGACAGCGACAAAAUCAUUUUGAGUACAGGAACCACAACAACAACAUUUGUGCUAAAUUACUUCCCACCAUUGUUUUAUUUUGUUGUCGUAUUGAAUUGAAUACAAUGACCCCCCCCCCCCCCCACACACACACACACACACACACACCCCAAUUCCCAUUUAUAUGGAACCGGCGCAACCUUUUGUGAGGAUAAGUGGAAAAAAAAAAUGAUUAAUGGAUGGAUAAAAGCGCCCCCACCCCACAUUUUCUCAUGUCACAACCUAAUUCCAAAAUGGAUUCAAUUCACCCUCCCUUGUAGAAAAAUCUUCUCCCGAGUUUGGAAUAUUCAUCUUUGGCCAAUUCUGCCAAUUUUGCUCAUUUGCAAAGUAUUUACAACCACUCACCUUUUUCCACAUGUUCUUCAUAUGUUAGAGCCUUAUCCCAAAAUUGCGUCAAUAAUUUAUUUUCCCCCCGAAAAUUCCCAUAAUGGGCGAUGUGUUGUGAAUACUUUCCGGAUCUCCAUAUUUCCUUCUUUUUCCGGGAUUUCUCCUAUUGCGGCGUUGAGGAACAUGAAUUUUGAGCUGCAAAUACUUUGUGGGUGCACUGUAUUUAUUCCCAUUGAAUGCGUUGACCUUAACCGACUAUGCACACCCGCAUUUAAGUCGCCUGCUCUGUUUUUGUCCACACACACACACUCUUGGGCUCAGGAUCCCUUUUUCGGUAUCGAUAAUAAUAAAAUG